GAAGUGCAUUGGAUGGUGUGCAAAAAUGAAAGUGGACAAAUAUAGUGGGACGGAGGGAGUAAUAGCUACAUCAUUUACGUAUAUGGGUUUUCUCUCCUUACCCUCACAAAGUGGGGAGAGCUUGGCUCCCUGGGCUGGCCCUUUAUUCAGUAUAAUAGUAUAUACAGAGUAUCUAGAAACUGCAAUUUUUUUCCAAUUUGGGGUGUUGGAAUAUUGGAACCUCCUUUUUUUCAGGAGGUUGUAUCAGGUGCAGGACUGAAGCUUGUGGAAACAGAUGAGUACAGUGAAUCAGGGCGGGGCAUCUAUCCUGAUGGCCUGUACAGGAUUUUGCUUCAAUUUCAUGAACGAUACAAACAUCUUAAUGUCCCCUUCAUUAUAUCUGAGAAUGGUGUUUCAGAUGGGACAGAUGUAAUCAGACGGCCAUACAUGUUGGAACAUCUAUUGGCAAUUUCUGCAGCCAUUGUAGCAGGUGUCCCAGUACUUGGUUACUUGUUUUGGACAAUUUCGGAUAACUGGGAAUGGGCUGAUGGAUAUGGUCCCAAGUUUGGACUUGUAGCGGUUGACCGUUUGAAGGAUCUUGCUCGGAUCCCACGUCCUUCAUACCAUCUGUUUUCGAAGGUUGUCAGAUCAGGUAAGAUCACAAAGGCAGACCGAGAGAAUACAUGGAAUGAACUUCAACUUGUAGUGAAAGAGGGAAAAACGAGAGAAUUCUACAGGGCGGUGAACAAGCAUGGCUUGAUGUAUGCAGGAGGUCUUGAUGAGCCUGUAAGGAGACCAUAUGUGGAACGCGAUUGGCGGUUCGGGCACUACGAAAUGGAAGGUCUACAAGAUCCCUUGAGCCGAUUUUCACGAUUUAUUGCCCGGUCCUUCACCAUCAAGAGAAAAGCAAAACCUAAGACAGUGAAUGAGACUCUUGAGCCUCUUUUGUCCUUACCUUGAUGCUCCUUCCUCUUACAAGUUCUGAAAAUUCCAUCACAAAUAUAUUCAUGAAGUUGGAUCAAGGUUGGUAAUCUUCCUUGGCCAAAUUAAUUUAGUUUCUUUAUUAUCUUCAACCCUUUUAUUUGAAGAAGAGUUAUGUACUUCGUAGAGUCUGUACUUUAUUGCUGCAGUGUAUAGCUUCCUGCGUUUACAUUUA
Molecule: messenger RNA, 1135 nt
Organism: Cuscuta campestris
Lineage: Eukaryota; Viridiplantae; Streptophyta; Magnoliopsida; Solanales; Convolvulaceae
Source: the annotation of a GenBank genome assembly